This is a messenger RNA of Oryza sativa Japonica Group (Japanese rice), 1538 nucleotides long. NCBI's taxonomy places the organism in Eukaryota, Viridiplantae, Streptophyta, Magnoliopsida, Poales, Poaceae. The record is from RefSeq and is a predicted model, not a curated record.
ACUAGCAUCUUUUUAAUUGGCUGCUAUUGCCACAGCCCUUGUAUUUUAGUACUGAGACCUGGGGCUCUAGUUGUUUUGAGCCAGUUGAGCUGCUGCAGCUUUGGGUGAGGUGGAGGUAGGAGGCGGCGGCCGCUCCCAUCCUUCCUUCACCUCCAUCUAUCUCCAAGCUCGAUCUUCUGCUGAAUAAUCUUCAGAUUUGUGGGGGGUGGUAAUUCUAGCUUAUCAUCUGAUCUGACGUAGAAUCUGAAUGCCUGUGUGGUGGUAUUUCUUUCGCUGAAUCCUGUAAAAAAUGUCGGAUUUUUGCUGAAUGAUAAACGAAACAGAUGCAAAGAUUCAUGCAGUGGAGUGGAGAAGAGAAGGAAUAAGGAGAAGCCUUGAACUGACUUGCAAUGGUGAUGAACUAACUAAUUGACUGCAGGAGAGGAGAUGGGUGACGUGGCCAAGGACCUGACGGCCGGCACGGUGGGCGGGGCGGCGCAGCUGGUCGUGGGGCACCCCUUCGACACCAUCAAGGUGAAGCUGCAGAGCCAGCCGACGCCGCCGCCGGGGCAGCCGCCCAAGUUCGCCGGCGCCAUGGACGCCGUCAAGCAGACGCUGGCGGCCGAGGGGCCGAGGGGCCUGUACAAGGGGAUGGGGGCGCCGCUCGCCACCGUCGCCGCCUUCAACGCCCUCCUCUUCACCGUCAGGGGCCAGAUGGAGGCCGUGCUGCGCUCCGAGCCCGGCGCGCCGCUCACCGUCAGCCAGCAGGUCGUUGCCGGCGCCGGCGCCGGAGUCGCCGUCUCGUUCCUGGCCUGUCCCACUGAGCUCAUCAAGUGCAGGUUGCAAGCCCAGAGCGCGUUGGCGUCCGCUGCUCCUGCCGCCGCCGCCGCUGCCGCCUCUCCCGUCGGCGGAGGCGCGGCCACGGCGACGGCGAGCGUGGCGGCGGUGAAGUACGGCGGGCCGGUGGACGUGGCGAAGCAGGUGCUGAGGUCGGAGGGCGGCGUGGGGGGGCUGUUCAAGGGGCUGGGGCCGACGCUGGCGCGGGAGGUGCCGGGGAACGCGCUCAUGUUCGGCGUGUACGAGGCGAUCAAGCAGUACCUCGCCGGCGGGCAGGACACGUCGUCGCUGGGGCGGGGGUCGCUGGUGGUGGCCGGGGGCCUCGCCGGCGCCUCCUUCUGGGGGUCGGUGUACCCGACGGACGUGGUGAAGAGCGUCAUCCAGGUGGACGACUACAAGAACCCCAAGUACUCCGGCUCCAUGGACGCCUUCAGGAAGAUCCUCGCCGCCGACGGCGUCAAGGGCCUCUACAAGGGCUUCGGCCCGGCCAUGGCGCGCAGUGUCCCCGCCAACGCCGCCUGCUUCUUGGCCUACGAGGUCACUCGCUCUGCACUAGGCUGAACUCAUGUAUCAUUACAUCCUCCUCCUUCUUGACCCUUAAUUUUCUUCUUCUGAUUCUGAUUCUGAUUCUUGCUGUCAUCCAUCUCAUCUGUGGAUGUAAGAACAGUGUAAUUCUGUACACACAAAUACUAUCUUUAUAAAAAUUUCCUAGAUCACACAAA